CGCCCCUCGCCCCGCCCGGCGCCAGUCCGCGACCGAGCGCGACCGCGUGCGUACCGCGCCACACAUCAACAACAUUGUAAUGUGUUCACAAAAGAAUCAGCUUAACAAACAGACUUAAUUCUAACAACGGUUAACAUCAAAAACCCUUUUUAAAAAUGUAAAGGUAAUUUAGAAUCUCCACCCAAUUAAACUGCUUUCUUUCAUUACAACUCCAAAAGUUAAUCUCAAGUUACAUUGACAUAGUGUAUUUUAGGAAUUUUAAUCAAAAAACCGGUAAAUCUGUGUUGUGAAUAGUUGUGUGCAUCUCUAAGACGGUUGUUCCAUAUCCAGUUGUUAUCGAUUUUUGGCGUCACUGGCCCCGAACAGCUGUUUUGGGGAUACGGAAGCGAAUUGUCUGUGGUAGCUGCACUUUUUCUCAAAAACACCUCUUAAUUAAAGAGUGUUUAAGUUUAUUUAUUAAAUUUCUAGGAAGAUUAGUUCCGUACAGUAAAAUUUAAAACUGAAAUAUUCGAUUAUGAUGUGCAACAGUGCAUGUGCAUGAUGGAUUUCGUGGAAUAAAAAAUUCAUAAUACAUUUUGACAAUUGUGGCAGUGUUGUGUACAGUUCAUGUGAUUACAUAAAAAAAAACAAAUAAAAAAGUGUCAACAAGUGCUAACGUGUGCUUGUGUUUUUGAAUGGUUUUUGAUCAAAAUUCAGUGUAAAACAGUGUUUACCGAUUUGGAUUUCAAACGUGGAUGUGGAUUGUGCCCUGACAACAAGGUGGUGAGGUGUAUCGCUCGGAGCUAUGCUGGGCGGGGCGGCGGGGGGCGCCCGCACCCGCCCGCCCUCUGACCUUCAGCCAGGUGUACCCCGGUUUCCGCUGUACUCGCUGUUUCCGCAGGGCAACCGACCCACGCUGCACAAAGUGACCACGGAGAGUCUGUUCUCGACAUCGCUGUCUACAUUCGGUGUGCCCACGCCCCCUCCAAAUUCCCCCCUACUGGAAUUGAGCUCGAGGUUAUUGCUGGACAAGGAUCCGAAUAAAAUGGAAGACAGCAAGCUCGGGAAAUGUAUUCCUGACAACCUUUGCUGUCCUGGUGAUCAACGUCAGCUGCUAGAAGGAAUGAACGUCAUGCAGCCUUUGACUAUAAAGACGGAGCAGGCGAAACGGGCCUGUAAUACGUGCCUCACUAAUUCUCCAAAAAAGAUGGUUCACUCGGACGGCGGCUGCAGCCGCACCAACCCCGUCACCUGGCUGGGCGUGGCCGGGCAGAACGUGCAAGUGCAAGUGAAGCGCGAGCCCCAACACAUGCUGUCUGAACUGGUGGCUGUCAAGUUGGAGCAGGCCUCGCCUGGCACCAAGCCGGAGCCGGCUAUACCCGCGUCACUUAAUAACGGUUCGAUUCCCGUCGGCAUCGCGGUGGCGCGGCAGCGAGUCGGCGACGCGGGCCUCCUAGCAGCUCUUUCGCAAAAAGACGCACAGCAACGCUUGCACGACCUCGGGCCUGCGUCAUUCUGUCAUCCGGACGGCGCGGCGGCCAUGACGGUGCUGUGCGACGACCGGUCCGCCCCGCUGGCGUGGCCGGCCCCGCCCGCGCCGCCGUCCGCGCCCCUCUGGCAGUACCCCGCCCAAAUGUCGAUGGAGAGCAUGGUGAUGGGCGGCGUGGGCGUGGGCGGUGUGGGCUCCGUGGGCGGCGGCGUCUCCUCCAUGGGCGGCUUCCAGCUCGUGCGCGAACCUGCGUCCGGGGCCCUCUUACUCCUGCCCGCCCCUCCAGACCUACCCCACACCGUCGUCUGGGGCGGCGUGCCUUAUCCUUCCACCCCCUUGUUACUUCCUCCAGCUCCUCAUCCUUCACAUCACCUCCAGCUACUCUCUGGUGAUCUCCUCGCUUCCACAGCCACCUUACAACACACACAUACGCAUUCGACAAGGCUGGUGACAUUAGCACCGGCCCCAGCUCAACACAAGCCAGACAACAGGAAACCUAUCAUGCAACCUCUUAUAACCCCUCACGCUUUAAUAAAGAUAGAAGCCGAACCGCAGGAAAAACCGCCACCAACUUUCGCUCCGGAACCCGUACCACAACCGAUGUUAGCAACGCAUUUGUAUUACCAGCCGGAUUUCACUGAACAGGCUUGCAGAAGCCAAGCGACGUCGCCGGCCGCACCGCCUACACCGCCUCCUGAUAACCACGAGGCUCCAGCACAUAAAGACGCCUCUAAUCAAACGGAUCAUAUUGAUGAUGAUGAUGAUUCUCCUAAUCAUGCUGAUGAGGAUGAAAGAGACGUCGCUUGUGUCGGUGUCGCUCAUUUCCCUGAAGAAACACCGUUACACAUGCCAAUACUUCAGCCUUCAAGGAUAGACAGCGCCGAGGAAUCAUCCUCUGAAGCUUUAGCAACUUCUGCUGUAGUUGGGGCGGUAGAGAAAGCAAUACAUGCUAUUGAAAGAGAUGAAGCGUUAGAAAAUAGCUCCAGCAGCAGCACUUCUAACGAUUUAGUUAUCGAUACAGCCAGUACAUCGCCCGUUCCACCACAACCGGCUAGGUCCGUGGUUGAUGUUAGCGGCUUAGAGUUACUGUCGAAUAGCAUCGAGCAGUUUGAGAGAACUACUCCUGCAAGUAUGCCGAGUUUAGACCCGGUGCCUUUGACAGUCGACACUAGGACGACAACAAAUAUUAUGAUUAAAUCAAGCCCUAAAUCGCCGCCACGCACAGAUGCGGAACCUCAAAGGAGAUUCGAGUUUCCUCCAGCGGAAGCGAGCACAAGCGAGCGAGCGAAGCCAUCGUUAGACGGACUGGGUCUGCUGUGUGCUCUCGCUGAACAAAGAUUCAUGGAGGAGGUCGAAAGCCCUCCUACUAAUCUGUCCACGUCUUCCCGUCCAUUUAUCAAAAGCGAGAUCCUCAGCCCAACGGAACCUCAUGUACCGACUGAGUCCAAGAAAGACCAGAGCCGAAGGGAUUCGUCAGCGGAACGGCGGAGGAAACGCAGCCGCGAUCGGGAGGAGCGCCAUCGCCAUAAGAUAGACAAGAUACGUCGCUAUAAGAGAGAGAAAGAUGAAACUAGGACUAGUGGAGGAGAGUUAGAGGCUAGUUUAAGACGCGUUACAGCCUGUCCAUGUGGCAGCUCGCCCUGUUCGCACACAGCGACCGUACCUUCAGCGCACGCUCUUGUCAACGCCAUGGAAAAAGACCUGCGCGAAAGAUUACAUGAGCUUCAACGCCAAUGUGACGAGAAGCGAGCCCAACUCAGCGCAAUGACACCUCCCUUACCCGCCCUACCCGCUUUAUCCACCCCUUCUACUCCUUCCACGCCUUCACCCCUGGGAGCUCCAUCCCCAGACUCUGACAGAGGUUCGUCUAAAAAGCGCAAAGUGGGCCGCCCCCGUAAAGUAUCAAGCCCAGACUCCACCGAAACCAUUGUUGCCAAAAAACCCAAAUCUAAGAGCAGUCUAGUCGGCUACUUACUAGCCAAAGGCAAACUGAAAGGCGGCAUAGUGUGUUCUAGAGGAGAACCUUCCAGGGAGGAAAGCCGGACAAGCAAAGUUCGUCCAAAAUUGAAAGCGGAACCGAUUUUGAAAGUGUACUCCGAAGAGGAAGAAACCGAAUGGGGUCUGAAUAGAUCAGCAAGCUCAUCCAUGGAGAGUUUAAACGAAGUUCGACAGAAAAAUAGAGAAAAGGUUGAUAAAUUAGUCCGGAAGCAUUCAAGAGAUGAUAUGCCUGAGUUGGAAUUCGCUAUGCGUCGCGCAAGUGCUUCCAGUGAUAGUGAAAAAGAGCGUCGACGUGCAAAGAAGCGACGAAAGAGUUUGAAGUCGAAAGAGCGUGAGGAAGCUAAGGAACCAGUUACUGAAUCGAAACCCGCUCCUGUAUCAAAGUGUACGCUAACUGAGGAUAAGUUGGACAGUAAUCCACGGGUGCUCACGGCUAUGGGAGGGCUGUUCUAUGCGGGGAAACUGAGCGCCGUGACGGCCCCUGAUGUAUACGCCAUUACCCUCGAUGGGGAGAGAGGGAACAAACCGCAUAUACUGUCUAGGGAGGAGACGCUAAGAGAUGCUAUCCUGGAAGUAUCUCCAUCAUCAGUCUCCGAGCUGGCGUCCGGCACACGAGUGUGCGCCUACUGGUCCCAGCAAUACCGGUGCUUAUACCCUGGCACUGUCGCCAUGUCGUCUCCAGACCCUCACCUGGACAAGUUCGUGGCUGUUGAGUUCGAUGAUGGGGAUUCAGGACGAAUUGCUAUUGAAGAUAUAAGGUUCUUGGAGCCUAACUAUCCAGUUGUUGUAUACGAAAACCCACUAUUCACGCUCGGGAAGCGAAGAAGAAAUACAAGCGCAAAUAGCACCGAAGAUAAGAAACCUCCCACCACCAGCACAGACAAACCUGCGGAACCCACACAACAGGAAGAGGAAGACAGGAGGGACAGGAAGAAGCUGAAGAAACACAGGAAAGAGAAACUCAAACGCCUUUCAGAAGACGACCCGACUGCAGAUUACGUCAAAAAGAAGAAAAAGAAACACAAGUGCUGCGAAGAACAUUGUAAACAUAGAAAACACCACAAGAAACACCACAGAAAACACAGAAAGAGACAUCAUUCUGACAGUAAAGAGAGUUCAUCUGGUGACGAUCAGAAUAAGAAAUCAUCGUCAGAUUAUUCCAAAUCUAAUGAAGAUUCAGGGGAUUCCAACGACAGAUUGUCCACUUUAAUAGCAAUGGAGAAAUCGCCGGAUGAUAAGAUGAAGACGGUGAUCAAGAAAGCGGUGUUGACGAAGAAUCCUCUGGUGAAGACGGCGGUGCUAGACUUCAGUAACCUGGGGAAGGUGGUGGUCAAGAAAGACGAGAAGGAUAACUUGAAGGACAGCGGGAUUGGGCUGGAGGAGGAACCGGCGGCUUCCACUAGCGAUGUUGCUAAGAAGAAGAGCAAAAAGCGCACAGUGUCAGGCGCAUCGUGCGGCUCAGAAGGUGGAGGUGGCGGCGGCGGCGUGAGCAAGAUGGCCGCCUUCCUGCCCGGCGCCGCGCUGUGGCGCUGGCGCGGCGCGCCCUACCGCCGCACCGCGCGCCCGCGGCACAGGAAGCUGUUCUACCGCGCCAUCGCCAGGGGGGAGGAGAUCCUCAACGUCGGCGAGGCGGCAGUGUUCCUGUCGACGGGCAGACCGGAUCGCCCGUACAUUGGGCGGAUCGAGGCGCUCUGGGAGGCCCGAGGAGCUAUGGCGGUGCGAGUGCGCUGGUUCUACCAUCCCGAGGAGACUACGGGAUGCCAACCUUUGCACUACCCGGGCGGCCUAUUCGAGUCCCCUCACACGGACGAGAACGACGUCCAGACCAUCUCGCACAAGUGCGAGGUGCUGCCGCUCGCGCAGUACAAGGCUCGCAUGGGCGACGACCCGGCGCGUUACUCCAGCGUCUACGACAACAACGACGUCUACUAUCUAGCUGGACAUUACGAUCCCACGCAACAGACCUUGAAUAUGGAGGCAGAUAUACCCGUUAAAAGUGCUUAGAUCGAUUUAGAGUCAAAUAUCGAGAUAUAUUGAUAGUGAAAUGGCUAAGAUUUGAGGGUGCGUUAAAAACUAGGCGAUUCCAAUUAUGUCGCUUAUCUAAUAAUACCGCUAAACACGUGCAAUUUUAAAUUGUAUUAAAAUAAAUUUUACCUACUACUCAGCCUAAGUCAAAAAUCAUGAGAACCAUUACAAGACUGACAGACGAAUGAUGUCAAAAUGAUCGCUCUUAAGAAGACCGCCUGUUGUUACCUCUAUCCAAUUAUUUUUAUUUGUUCCUUUAUUUGCUUUGUAAACUGUGUGCAAAACUGUGCGCUCUACUCAUUUUGUAACGACGUCCAGACCAUCUCGCACAAUGCUCGCUUCUCGCAUAGUACAAGACUCGGAUGGGCAAAGGCCCGAAUUUUUUAUUCUUGUCAAAUGAAUGAAUCUUUCCAAAGUUUGCUACAUAACAAACAAAAAUAAUUGCAGAGUGUAAAGUGGUUUUUGAAAACAUUAUGACAGAAUUCUUUAUUUGAACCUUUAUUAGCUAAUCCAUGUUCCUUUAAUACCUACCUAUUGCACUCGAAUGGUGUUGUUAGAUAACCGACGAUUGAUUGAAGAAAUGCCUAAAUGCUGCGAGUCUAGCCUUUCAGACAAACCAACUAUUUGACCUUGAGCGUAACAUCUAUUCUGAACGAAUGGGAAAGCGCUUAAUACCAGUUCGUUGACCUUUCGAUUCGUUGGCGCUAUUUGGACGUCAAGAACAUUUUGACAACUCCUAAGCGGCGAUGGUCUCCUAGUACCGGUACCAACUGUAUAACGGUUCAAAACCAGUGAACGAGGUCAAACGGAAACAAUGAAGCUCUUUGGCGACUCUGUUGCCUUGAUAACGAUUUUAACAAAAAUGAUGGCGAAAGUAAAAAAAAAAAAGUGCGAUGGCACAAUCUUGAUCAGUGAUCAUUUAUUUUGAUUAAACGGGACUUUGGAUGGUAAAUUAAGAUCUUAGUUUAUAUUUAUUGCGUCUAUUGUCUGAUUGCUAGGUAGCAAGAUGCAUAAGAACGGAAAUAACUUUUGUUACGGUGAUAUUUAAAUGAUACCCGUUUAAUUAAAAUAAAGAAUGAGAAUUUUACAAUUUUAAUUAAUAUAAUCAUGAUCAGUGUUUAGAUUUAAUUUCUCCGACGUCACAUUUGUGUUAGCGGUGGUAGUUUUUAAAAUGGAAGUACACAUUUUCUAUAUCUCGAUGUUAGAGUCAGUUUCAGUAGAUCCCCAGUGAAACUCCUGAAACGUUGCACGUAGCUUGAAUGACUAAACAAGUCACUUAUACAGGUCUUAAAGUACAAUCUAGAUUUUUGAGGCUCAAAUUUGUGACAUUUUUUCAGAUUUACCGUCCUCUUUGGAGACGAUCUAUAUAAAGUACGACUCAUGUUAGUUACCCUUGUUACGUUUAUAAUAGUGAUUUUCAAUUCGGAAUGUUUUCCUUGGGCCGAGUGUGAGAGGCGAAUUGAGACAAUAUAGACUUUUUGACGAGUGUUAUUAGGUCGAAAUUGGAGUGACCGAUUUGGUGAUGACGAUAUGUGAUUUAUUUUUUAUACGUGUAACGCUGUAAUCUCAGUGUUUAGAUAGCUGCAUAUGCUAAUAGAUUUUACGUAUUUCUCUCCCGGCGUGUAUCUUUUUAAAUGCAAUACUUUUUCAGCUAGUCCUUUGUUCAAAAUUAACCAGUGUCUAUUUAGUCGCGGUGGGAGGUACUUUGACUCUUUGUUAUAUUGUUUUUCGCUAUUUUAUAUUCUUGUUUAAUAAUUUUAUGUUAUCGAAGUAUACAUUUAUAUCGGAAUGGUGCUAGACGCUUGAUAUAAUUCGGUUAUGUUCGCGGUAGUUAAGACUGUAUAUACUUAGAUAAGUUUGGAAAUUAAGUAUACUGUAUUUUCCACAAUUUCGUGAUUGUCGGCUUGCUAUAAAAUUUGCCAUUUUUGUCAAAAUUGACUUUCUAUGUUUUUAUGUAUUUGUAGUAUUUAUGGUAUGAUUUCCACAGGGUAAGCCCUCCUUUGUACCCUUUUAUCAUAUCGAGGACGGUUGAAGGGACUGAGACAGGGAGUAUGGAUCGACCAGGAUAGGUAGGUAGGUAGGUUUUGUACGGAGAGGCCAAACGUUUGUAAGAAAAUGUGGGAAAGGAAUCAGCCUUAAAUGUAAAGUUACUCAGUAGGAUCGUAGAUUAUUGUCCUCUACUUACGGCAUAGCGCCUGUACGUUGUACUUUUCCUUGUCAGAUGUACUUUUAUUUCUAAGUCUACAUUUAAGUUAUUUUAAGGACUUCGUUUCGUUAAAUACAAAAUUAUAUAAAGGAUAAUUGCAACUCUAAAAUUUGACACCUAUAUGUAUAAUAAAGAAAACGAAAAGUGCGAAUUUGGAAACAAUAUUGAGAUAAAUAGUAUUUUUAUAAUAUAAUGACUAUAAUGAGGUAACGUUUUAUUUUAUCUGAAGCAAAGCUAUUAUAAAAUAAGUACAAACUUGUUGAUGAUUUUGUGGCUCGGCCCAGUCACCCACAUGCUCGGCGCGGGACGUUCGCGGCCGGCGCCGCUAGGUGGCGCUGCUACAUUUAUCGUUCUGAUUGCCUAAUGGGAGUGCCAUUGUAUUUCCAAUCUCCUAUUAGUCCAAUGCUAUGCUAUUCUAGUGCCGGCCGUGAACUUUACCAACAUCCCUAAUUAAUUAUUGUAUUCAAAGGGAAGCCAUAAAUAUUACAAUUAAAGAUUAAUAAUAUAUCAGCAUUGAUAAUAUAAAGAUUAUAAAUACGCUUAAAUAAAAUAUUUUUGGCUGA
Molecule: messenger RNA, 8260 nt
Organism: Cydia fagiglandana
Lineage: Eukaryota; Metazoa; Arthropoda; Insecta; Lepidoptera; Tortricidae
Gene: wge
Product: protein winged eye
Exons: 14
Coding region: 785-5470 (1561 amino acids)
Molecular function (GO): chromatin binding
Source: RefSeq, a predicted model, not a curated record